CCGGCACAGCACAGGGGCGAUGAGUCAGCGGCACCUUCACACACACGGGCAGGAAGAACUGUCUCCUAAAGCCAAGUGAAGAUGUUUCUUGCUCUGGCACAUAAACCCUGGUACACGUUGUGCAAGUUCUACCUGCAACAUGCUGUUGGAGUGAAUCGAGUCCAAUAUGUGUACCAGGGCCCUGUGACCAGCAGAAACCUCUGGCGCAGGAUACCAUCUAGUCUACUUCCUAUCAGCACUGGUGCCCAACUACGUUUAUAUUCCUCAGACGACCAAAAGGAUGGCACUUCAAAAGGAGCUGUGGAAGAUAACAUCAAUACCUCAGCAUCCACAUCGGAGACCUCUACUGCUCAACAAAGCCCCAAAAAACCUAAAUUGAGUGGUUCUGUUCAACCUACUGUGGAGCAAAUUCAAGUAAAAGUUAAAGCUAUUCUGAAGAAAAGAGAUUAUGGAUCCAAAUACACUCAAAACAACUUCAUCACUGGUGUGCGAGCACUGAAUGAAUUCUGUCUAAAGCCCAGUGACUUGGAGCAAUUGAGAAGGAUUCGGCGACGAAGUCCACAUGAUGAUACCGAGGCAUUCACUGUAUACCUCAGAUCUGAUGUAGAAACCAAGGCCCUUGAAGUACAUGGUACCACAGAAGCUCUUACAAGGGCAAAGAAGCACCGUAAGGAGGCAGAAAUUGCAUAUAAAGAAAAACUUUUCAAGAACCAGAAGUUACUGAGAGAAUACAGGGACUUUUUGGGUAACACUAGGCCUCGUUCAACUACAUCAAAACCAUUUCUACAGGGACCUGCAAAAGUGGUAAUGGUUGCAAUCUGCAUCAAUGGGCUGAAUUUUAUUUUCAAACUUCUUGCCUGGGUUUAUACAGGCUCUGCAAGCAUGUUCUCAGAAGCUAUACAUUCACUGGCUGACACCUGUAACCAGGCUUUGCUAGCAGUGGGCAUCAGCCAGUCUUCAAGGACCCCAGACCCUGGCCAUCCGUAUGGAUUUACAAAUAUGCGCUACAUUGCAUCCCUAAUAAGUGGAGUUGGAAUCUUUAUGAUGGGUGCAGGACUUUCCUGGUACCACGGAAUAAUUGGACUUUUACACCCUCAACCGAUGGAAUCUCUAUUAUGGGCAUAUUGUAUCCUCGCUGGAUCAUUAGUAUCUGAAGGAGCAACUCUGCUAGUAGCUGUAAAUGAACUCCGCAAGAGUGCUCGAGUUAAAGGAAUAACAUUUUAUCAGUAUGUGGUGCACGGUCACGAUCCCAGCACUAAUGUUGUUCUGUUGGAAGAUUCAGCUGCUGUUAUAGGAGUGAUGUUAGCAGCUAGUUGCAUGGGACUGACAUCUCUUACUGGUAAUCCAUAUUAUGAUAGCCUAGGCUCUCUAGGUGUUGGAACACUCUUGGGAGCAGUAUCUGCAUUUUUGAUCUAUACCAACACAGAGGCUCUGCUUGGGAGGUCAAUUCAAGCAGAAGAAGUACAGCGACUUACUGAGCUGUUGGAGAAUGAUCCUUCAGUAAGGGCUUUACAUGAUGUGAAGGCCACUGAUUUGGGUAUGAAUACAGUGCGAUUUAAGGCAGAAGUCGAUUUUGAUGGAAGGAUAGUGACGAGGUCUUAUCUGGAGAAGCAAGACAUUGACCUGAUUUUAAAUGAAAUUCAGCAGGUAAAGACUCCUGAAGAUUUAGAAAUAUUUAUGCUGAAACAUGGAGAGAACAUUAUUGACACCCUGGGAGUUGAAGUUGACAGACUGGAGAAGAUGCUGAAGCAAAAGUAUCCCGAAGUUCGCCACGUUGAUUUAGAAAUCUUAUGAUUUACUGUGGAAGUGAAGAAACCAUUGAUGUCUACUGAAGAACACCACAAAAUAGAUACACAACGUAUAGCUAUUAUAAUACCUAGCACAGUCUUUUCAAAGCUGUUAUCAGUUUUUUUCUCUAAAUAUUGUAUUUAAAGACAUUGAACAAUGUGAUAUAUGACAAUGACGGCUUAGUGGAUUGUUGUGCUAUCAAGUAAUCUCUUGUGGUGUAACUACCAUAUUACCUGGAUGAAGAGCUACUCCUUUUGUAGGAUAUUGGCACUGGACCAAUUUGGAUUUGUGAUGGUGGUGGGUUGUAAGGGAGGUGGAAAGAUAGUAGUUAUCUGCUUACAAAUGGGGUUGAUUGUAUCACCUACUCAAGAGAUGCAAUCCUUAUUGGUCUGCAUGAGCUGUACUAGAUAGAGCUGUCAAGAUUCAAACCCUACACCAUACGGAUUCAUUCUGUUCAGUCUUGCAUAUUGUGAGGUUAGAGUGUGAUAUCUGCACUGUGCAAAACAAAUCUUUUAUUUAUGGGGCCAUUUAAACUAAUGGUAUAGUAAUCUGCAAUGUUCUGACCAAACUUUUACAGAAGCUUUUGGGAGUGACAAUAAAACAUUAUUUAAUAAAAUGUCAUUUUAAUAUA
Molecule: messenger RNA, 2419 nt
Organism: Callorhinchus milii (elephant shark)
Lineage: Eukaryota; Metazoa; Chordata; Chondrichthyes; Chimaeriformes; Callorhinchidae
Gene: slc30a9
Product: solute carrier family 30 member 9
Exons: 19
Coding region: 82-1794 (570 amino acids)
Biological process (GO): zinc ion transport; transmembrane transport; positive regulation of transcription by RNA polymerase II
Cellular component (GO): membrane; nucleus
Molecular function (GO): monoatomic cation transmembrane transporter activity
Source: RefSeq, a predicted model, not a curated record